ACCCCCACCAUCAGAUCCCCCCAGGCUCAGGAGCUUCUGUUACUGGUCAUGCUGGCCCUUUGUGUGCCCCCCCACACCAGAGCGGGGCCCGCACAAACCAUCCUAUCACCAUUUUAAUCGCCCUGCUCCCAGAAUUCCCCUGGUGAGGCAGCGGCCUGUCACCUGACCACACUGCCUCACUGUCCUUCAUGACUUCUAAACACGUGUGUGGUCCUGUGUGUUUCUCAUGUGUAAAUGCGGUCCUUCAUGACUUCUAAACACGUGUGUGGUCCUGUGUGUUUCUCAUGUGUAAAUGCGGUCCUUCAUGGCUUUUAAACACGUGUGUGGUCCUGUGUGUUUCUCAUGUGUAAAUGCAGUCCUUCAUGGCUUUUAAACACGUGUGUGGUCCUGUGUGUUUCUCAUGUGUAAAUGCAGUCCUUCAUGGCUUUUAAACAUGUGUGUGGUCCUGUGUGUUUCUCAUGUGUAAAUGCAGUCCUUCAUGGCUUUUAAACACGUGUGUGGUCCUGUGUGUUUCUCAUGUGUAAAUGCAGUCUACCUCUUUGUCUCUGGUCACAAUACAAUCCGCAUGGUCAUGACCUCUAACCCCAAUCCCCAGGUGGCCGUCCAGGCUGAGGCACCUAUUUGUGUCCAGAGGGGUUGAGCGCCUAUGACAUACAGUCUGCCGUGCAUGUUCUGAUGAGAUCAUGGUUCUGCUUAGUCCUGUACAUCAAGCUGCUGACACACAGCAUAGGAUAAUCGACGCUUGGUUCUGACGCACAUUAACCCCAAGGCUGAGCAUGUCGGCCCUCCUCCAUAACAUGGUGACAUACGAGUAAUAUCUCCAAGCCACUAGGUGGUGCUGUAACACACCUGCCAUUGGCCACCCCAAACCCCAGAAAGCAUCUGGCAAGGUAGUACAUGCUCUCACUGUUCCACUCCAUGCCAAAUGGAGAACAAAGAGGUAAAGGAUGAUGGAGGCGGGGGGUGCAUGUUCUUGACAUUCCCCUGUGGAUUUUGGGAGGGGUUGACUGUGAGUUGUGAAUUGAGAAAUUUCUAUUAUGAAUCAUCUAGUUUGCCAGACAUUAUGAAAUCAAUAAGGAAGAGCUGGGUAUUUACGUAUGGGCUGUGCCCCCCCCGAUUGCAUGUGUAAAUUCCUAGUGAAUCAUUAACCAUGCCAAUCAAGGUAUUUGCGUUUCCGAUAAGCAGGCCAGCACGUGUCGCCUGGCCCUCGCUUAGUUUCGUUUGUAUUUGUGUUUAGGACUGACGUAGGAGGUGCUCAUCGGUGACAGGCGGACUCCCAGUGUGCAGCUUCGGGGGUCUGUGGAAGGCCGCUGUCCUGUGAGGGUCCAACACACCUCGACCUUUGUAUCAUUUUUCCUGCUCUGAACAUGCCACACCUGACAACACAGGUUACCUGUGAUCAAAAUGACAGAAUAAUUAUUUCCCUGAGCCUGGUCAGUGCCAGGCUUCUGGCCUAGAGUCUGCAGCACUUAGGUGUCCCUGCCUUGAGCUUUCUGUUCUCUACACGGACUCUUGAAUUCAAAGCUUGCAUCUUCCGUGAGCUCGCAGCCUGUCACGCGUUAAUGCAGCUUGUUUCUUGUUGCUCUCUCUGAAGCCUGCGGGGGACUGAAUGGAUGAGUGAGGAUGUACAUUAAUGGAGGCACCAUGACGUGAAGCUUUAAAUGACAGUUGAGAGAGUGAGAGGGAAGAACAGGACCAAGUUCCCCUGAAGAUGUUCCUCUUGGCAGAGCAGAAGAGUGCUCUGCACGUUUGAUGGGUCAGUCCUGACACAAUGGCCUACCUAGUACACACAGCCCACUUGCAGUUUGCUGGCCUUCUGUUAGGGUUUGUGAGCUGGAUCCUAACGGCAGUGUCAAUGGGCCUGGUGCAGUGGAGGGUGUGGCACGUGGCAGACGUCACCAACGUCACGUCCGGAGUGGCCUGGGUGGGCAUCUGGAGGGCCUGCUUCCCCAGCCGCGUGCUGGUCUCUUCUGAGCUGCAGGUCCUGUACUGCCGCUCCAUCCCGUUCCGGGACCCGUCCACGCCACCAGAAGUCUCGGUGGCCCAGGUGCUGGUGCCGAUGGCGCUGAUCGUGGGCGCUGGCGGGAAUGCCUGUGCGGUGUACGGACUGAGGAGGGUCUACUUUGGGAUGGAAAGGAUGAAGCCCCUCAGGGCAGCUUUUUCAGUGGCCGGCGCCCUCUGCUUACUCUCCGGAGUCUGCACCAUGCUGCCUCUUGCCUGGAAUAUGAGGUCAGUGGCCGCCAAUUACACAAUAGACUUCCCCUCCGAUUUCCACAUGCCCCCCUCACCCGUCAGGCAGGACGUGGGGGCAGGACUGAGCUUGGGGAUGCUGGCCUCCAUCCUGACGAUCCUCAGCGCGUUGACGUUCAUCUUUUAUAGACUCCCGAAAGCUGCCCCUGACGGACAGCAUUCCAGGGCUGAAUCUGCUCCCAACCAGAGCAGCCGUAGCAACCAUGAAUGGGCAGACAUGCGUAGCCAUGGCAACAACACACAAGUGGCCACUACAAACCCCGGCAGAGGCUCACAGACAGAGCCUUUGAGCUCCACACCGCAGGGCAACGGAAACGUGAAGAACCCUGGUCAUGCGAGGGAUAACCCAGCAUUCGAGGACACCUAAAGCCCAGACUUGUCCUCGGGCAUCUUUAACUGGAGACCUAAAUAAAGUCACCUCCCAUCCACGUGACAAAUACCAUUUCUAAAUUUGUUCACAUGAGCUGAUUCACUUCGCUUUGCAUAAUGGUUCAGUUAUGGAGAUCAUAAGCAAAGUCAGCAAAGUUGUGUUUAAGCAUGAAUUUACCCUGGAGCCGCAUGGACCAUGGCUGUUUUUCCUGAUGCCUGAAUGAAUUUUACAUGUGACAGUCUGGGAGGAAUGAUUGUACCGUAAGGGGCUCUUGGGACUGUGAUGGUAACAUCAUCUUUUCAUUUUGCUCUGUUGUUCUGAUGCUACAUUGAAAGCAUUUGCACUUUGAGAUCAAUUACAAUGUAAAAACGGAGAAGAGGAAUUUACAAGUAGGAAUUUAUUAUUGUGAAUAUUUUAAUUAUGAAUCACAUGAUUAAACACUUUUAUCAAGUUUACAAGAGAAUGAGUUGCACCUUUGCGCCUAGUAAUGGCAGAAAAUAAUGAAAAUGGUAAAAAGAUGUAAUGUAAAGAUUAACAUAAGAUGUGCUGAGUAAGGAUGGGGCAGUGUGUCCAGCAGCAGGUUAGGAAUUUGUACCCACGUCCAUAAGGUUGUGAGUUCAAGUCCCUUGGCAGCAAAGUCAGUGUCUCAUGGAUGCAAGGCCCUGAACCCCAAACUGCUCCGGGACACUGUCUGACUCAAGCUUUUCUGUCUUUUAAGUUGCUUUGGACAAAAGCAUGUAAUGAGACAUUAAAUACGAUAUAAGUAUAAGAAGUGAAUCUUGCUGGAAGGAGACUGCGGGGUGAGGGACGGUGUCGUGUCCCGAUCUUUCCGAUCCUCCUGUGUGCCACACUCCAUCAUUUUCCUUGUGUGGAAUCCUCGUUACCAACUGUUGUGUUUAAUUGACUCUGUGUAUUUAAAUGACUUUAAGAUGACUUUAACGUUCUCAUUAAAUAUUUUAAUGGUAGGCCUACUAACCUCGGGCCAUAAAAGUCUAUUAUGGGAAAGUGUAUGGAAACGCAUCAUUCUGCACGGCACUACAGUCCUGGCUGUAUGUGUAGCAUGUUCGGCUGUGUUUUCUGCGUGUCAUUAGCUUCAGGUGCUCCAGGAGAUGGAGCUGAGCAUCCCUGGAACCUCACUCUCCAUUUUUAGCAAGGCAUGCGUUGCUGUGGGAACCGGGGAGCCAAAAGCAUGUCUGUCCAGAAUCCAAGGGGGAUCCUGCCAUGAUUCAGUGUAUGAAACCUGAAUUUUAUGCAUGAAACCGGAACAGGAGUUCACAUUCUCAAGCUAAUAAAUGUUGGGUUUCAGUCACUAGACGGAGAGGAAACGGGAUUUUCCUCUGUUGGGUCAGACUCUGUGGGACCUCUGUUAUCCUACAUCCUGGCACUGCACUGCAGGACCUCCCGCCAAGGCACUAAUGAACUUUACUGGAACCUCUCUGUGUGUCGCUUGCCCCCGAUACGCAUUCUUUAACGUGUUUCCAAUUUGUACCUCAGAUUGCCACAGUCUUGCGAAGGUUGCAUGUUGACUUCGAAGGGAACCUUCGCAGGAACGUUAUUAUUUUGUUCGUACAAAACUCCCAUAAUCCUCCUGAUGACAUAAUAGGGGGAAAUUACUUAUAAUUAAUUAAAUUAGAUUUUAUUUCCCAACACAAAAAGCAGCCCAGCGGUGUCGUGUGGAACAUUUCUUUGAACUAAUUGUAACUCAUGCCUUGGGGUAGGUGGUGUGUUUUGGGUCAGGUGCCAGGGAGGCGGAGCUGUCAGCUGGCCUGAUUGGUAGCUGAACAUCACCUAUGACCGGAUCCUUCUGUUUCUGCUGGAUUGUGGCACGGACCCCUUUGAGUGCCACAGCUUUCGACCCCCAGCCGAUCCAGUACCUCCAGACUGGGGCGUCCGGGUGUGAGUCAUGUGACCAUGUGAGUGUGGUGGCUGGCAGUGGCAGGCACGUGAGGACCA
Messenger RNA from Brienomyrus brachyistius, 4573 nucleotides. RefSeq names its product claudin-34-like. The record is from RefSeq and is a predicted model, not a curated record. The transcript has 2 exons. Bases 1772 to 2617 code for a protein of 281 amino acids. Gene Ontology annotation, biological process: bicellular tight junction assembly; cell adhesion. Gene Ontology annotation, cellular component: bicellular tight junction; plasma membrane. Gene Ontology annotation, molecular function: structural molecule activity. Lineage: Eukaryota; Metazoa; Chordata; Actinopteri; Osteoglossiformes; Mormyridae.